This is a messenger RNA of Exophiala aquamarina CBS 119918, 1824 nucleotides long. RefSeq lists its product as uncharacterized. NCBI's taxonomy places the organism in Eukaryota, Fungi, Ascomycota, Eurotiomycetes, Chaetothyriales, Herpotrichiellaceae. The transcript has a single exon. The record is from RefSeq and is a predicted model, not a curated record. The coding region runs from base 1 to 1824 and encodes 607 amino acids.
AUGCCUGAAUCGCUACUUUGGAUCAAUAAAGAUGUCGCCUCAGAAGUGUUGUCGCGAAGUUCCAAAGCCGAAACCAGGCAAAUUCGGAAGCAUGUCCAACAUGAGCGUCAAUUGAAAGCCAAAGCUGCCCAGGAGGUCACUGGGAAACCCGUCAGUCCACCAAGAAGGACUAGCCGUAGCGACAAGAGUAUGCCACUCUCUGAGCAUGCUCUGAAUGCACUUCCUACCCGGCAGCGGGGCCUGCGGCUUGAUACCAAUCUCAAGGAUGACGACCAGUCUGAAGAAUAUCGCUCGUAUCAGCUGGCAUCAUUAUCAGCAUCGCUCUCCCCGACAAGCCAAUCCGGCAGAGUACUACAGACCAUUAGUUCUUUCCCAGGCCUUGACACCGCGGAAAUACGCAGCCUGGCCUUUUUCUGCCACCGGACUGCGCCCGAAUGGUCUGGUUGGCGCGAUGCUUCCUUCUGGAACAAACUCAUUCUUCAGGCUUGUCAUCUGAAUCGAUCUAUACUACACGGGGUAGUUGCCCUCGGCGCGGUACAUGAAUCGUCUGAGAUUGACGGAGAAUCAGAUGAAAGGUCCAACUUACAAGACAUGGCACUGCACCAGAGUAGUAAGGCGACCAGGCUGGCUGUCGAAACUGCCGUUUCGGAAAUCUCGACUCUGAUCUCCUGCAUUAUAUUCAUUUGCAUGCAAAAUCUACAGGACAGCCACACCGCAUAUCAGCUGCUAAAGACGGGCCACAGCCUCAUCACUGACAUCGAUCGUCGCUUACUCGUAGGGGACUUGGUUCUAUCUGAUAGCGAGAAAACAGUCUUGAACAAUUUUCUCAGACCAAUUAUCGAGCGUUUGCGAAUGAGAUUUUGCUGCAUUGUUGACGUCCCUUCUGCGCUCGCCAUAAGUGCAGCGUUGAAGAAGAGCAAGAUUGAGAUCCAGCUGCCCUUGCCUACAAUCCCGACUCUCUUUACUAGCCUCCUGGAAGCCCGCAACAAUCUAGAGUCCAUCAUUGAGUGGGCUCAAGAGAAUGUGGAACCUUCAACAUUGGCCUCAGAUGGUGAAUCACAGGUCCAAGUCCUUCUCUCUACCUGGAUUGCCGCUCUUGACAGAACUGGCGCAUCCACUCUGGAACGCUACGACGCCCUUAUCAGCUCGAAGAAGCUUUUGAAAUCCGCGGCCCUUGUGGCCUCGAUUUUAUUCGAUACAUUGGGGACUCAUUCCGAAUGUCGCUACGACGAGCACGUCGACAAGUUUGCAGAGAUCAUCCAACUUUACGAAGUCGCAAUCGGAGACCAUUUCCGGACUCCAAGGAGAGUUUCGUUUGGUAUCGACUCAGGCGUGAUUGAUACAUUGGUCUUCGUGGCUGGGAGGUGUCGAGACCCAACCAUCCGUCGUGCAGCAAUCAAUCUCCUCAACCAGACGAAUAGGAUGGAGGGUGAUCUGCAAGGCACGACUGGAAGUACGAUUCUUUCCAAACUGAUAGAACUCGAGGAAGCAGGACUGGUUGUUUCGUCUGCAAGCGAUGUCCCCGAAACCCAACGCUUGCGCAUCUGGGAGGACCAUCAAUACUGGGACAAGGGUGAAAUUCAGAUCUUUUUCGUCUACUGGCCAUAUGAGCCGUCUUUGGGGGCAGAGAUCAAGCAGGUCAGCGUCCAGCUGCCCAUGAAGGCUUUACGAGGUCCAAAGGAGCUGGCCUCUCCGAACAGCCCCAUUGCGCAUUUGCCGAAUGUGAAGUAUGGUCGCGGCGUCGGGGCAUUUCUGGAUGAGAGCACUCAGAGCUAUCACCAAAUCACAUUGUCGUCGUUUUUCAUGCCGAUGCCGAGGCUAUGA